Molecule: messenger RNA, 755 nt
Organism: Oryza brachyantha (malo sina)
Lineage: Eukaryota; Viridiplantae; Streptophyta; Magnoliopsida; Poales; Poaceae
Exons: 2
Coding region: 129-569 (146 amino acids)
Source: RefSeq, a predicted model, not a curated record
ACCAGCAGCUGCAGCUGCUGCCUGUAUAUUACUCGCCGCAGGGUCCCUCUCGCCACAACCACCCAACUACCUCCCCGGUCUCGCCGCCGAGCUCGCUCGAGCUAGCUAGCUGCGCUGCGCUGCUCGCCAUGUCAUCCUCCUCCUCGUCGUCGGCCGGCGGCUCCCACGCCGGCCUCGCCCUCGCCGCCACCGCCAUGGCGCUCUCCGGCACGCUCGUCCUCUUCUCCCUCUGUCGCGCCAGGCCGCACCAGGACGAAGACGACGGUGCCGCCGCCUCCAGCGCCGCCGAAGUCGUCCCUGCGAGUCGGCUCCGUCCAUGCCUCUCCUCCUCCGAGAAGCGGAAGCGGGAGAAGGCGCGGCGCGGGAGCAAGAAGCGGGUGCGGUUCGCGGCCGACGUCGUCGACAGCAAUGCGUUGUCCUCCCCUACAGCUGCUGCAGCGGCGGCGGCGGCCGAGCCGUCGUGCCGGAACGCGGCAGCGCUUGGGACGGCGAUGCCGGCGAACCGGGAGGCGCUGUACCGCGGCAUGCUCCGCGGCCGCUCCAUGCUCAGGCUCGCCUGCUCCUACUAGCACCAGCUAAUUACGCCUCGCUGAUCGCUAAUCGCCGCCGCUAAUCACCGGGAAGUUUUGUAAUUAGCGUGCAUCCCCGUCCGCGCGAGCGAGCGAGCGAUCAGUGCAGCUGCGUCGUGUACAUGUACAUGUACAUUAUUACUCUGAUUUCUGAGUGAUCAGUGAAUUAAUUAAUCCAUUGAAUCU